Messenger RNA from Rhipicephalus sanguineus (brown dog tick), 2617 nucleotides. Its product is annotated as neprilysin. The record is from RefSeq and is a predicted model, not a curated record. Gene Ontology annotation, cellular component: plasma membrane. Gene Ontology annotation, molecular function: metalloendopeptidase activity. Gene Ontology annotation, biological process: protein processing. NCBI's taxonomy places the organism in Eukaryota, Metazoa, Arthropoda, Arachnida, Ixodida, Ixodidae.
UGGCGAAACAACGCCGAAGGACGAAAGCGAGGAAAAGUCGCUGGUGGAAGAAGAAAAGACGAAGGAAGAAUCACAACCGCCCUUAGGUCCACCACCACCGAAAACGCAAACGGGGACCAGACGUUCAAGUCAAGCUGGCAUUCGUCAAGCCUAAGGGAGAUGAGGCCUACUACAUUGCGAUGGUGCGAAUAAGGACGAUCCCCUUGUUGUUGCUGUUUGGUAACAUACUGGUCCUGAUAAUAUUUCUCGUCAUGUCUUACUUGGACCUCUUCGUGUACUUCUAUGUCGGCCCCGUUGUUCCACCUGUCAUCGUCACUCCCACCACCACCAAGAAAGGGCUAGGACAUGUCUGCCGCACCAUUCGGUGUGGAAUAGGUGGAACGACAUUAUUCUACGCUAUAAAUCACAACGUGGAGCCAUGCGACAGCAUGUUCCAGUACGUUUGUGAACGUUGGAUUCACGAGCCUAGUGAGAAGUACCGGAAGGUCGUACUCGGUGCAGAUAAGCACGUCACCGAUGACAUGUACUCCGAAAUGCGGCGACUUGUGGAGAGCUAUUACCCGUACGCCCAGUCGGGAUACGCUCUGGGCAAGCUGGCCAUGCUCUUCAAGGGUUGCGAAGACUUCCGCGAAAGAGACCGAAACGGAGUGGGCCCGUUGAACAAACUGCGGCAGAAGUACGCUUUGAGUGACUGGCCGUACGAGGGUCGUUUCAGUGGUAAGCCGGAAGAGCUCAUGGCAGAGUACAUUCGCGAUACCGGAUCUGGGGUCUUCGUAUCAGUACGCAUGAUUCCGGACCCCGAUGAUCCCCAAUUACACGCCAGAAAGUUGAUAGCACUUGAAUGCUCCACGUUUGUCCUGCCGACGGACAUGCUACUGACGUACAGAACCACACAGAAGGAAGUUAUUAAGGCCUACAAGGUCUACAUUUCAAGCAUCGUUGAGGACUUUGAGCACGGACCUUCUGAAAAAAUGGUGAGCAAUAUUUUUGCCUUCGAGGUGAACUUGGCUCAUCGGUGCGACGUUCAGUGCCGCAGGAAGCGACUGAAAAAGAUUAAGGUCAGCGAAAUAGGUCAAUACACCGACAAAGACAGCGGUAUAAAUUGGGUCAAGGUGUUGAAGACAAUCAUGACUGGUGUCACUUACGAAAUAACCGCAGAUACCAUGAUACUUGUGCGUUCCGUAUCUUACUUCAAGAAGUUGGGCCUGCUCUUUCGAGACGGCACGACCAAAACUCGAGCCAUGAACUACCUUGGCUGGCGCUUCAUGCAGAAAUUUGCGCGCCACACGACUUUUAAGUACAGAAAUAGUUACAAGACGUUCCAAGAGACCGGUGUUGGGCCAGCCGCCUAUGGAGGAUGGAUGCGAUGCCUCGUGGACGCAGCUGAGGCAAUGCCGCUGGCCAUCGGUCGAGUGUAUGCCGAGCUGAUGGGCUACGAGGCCGCAGAUUACAGGGCUGUUGGGAUGAUGGCAACAUUGCAAGAGGGCCUGCGACACAUGCUCACUGAGUUCAAGUGGGUGCAAGGCGAAUCGAAGGAAAAAGUAUUCGCAAUAUUGUCCAAGUCUAGCAUGACAGUGGGAUACCCUGCCUGGCUGAUGAACGACACCACACUUAACGCGUACUACGAGACGGUUCCAUCUAGCGGCCCUUACGUGGAAGCCGUCGCCAAGGCCAUGGGGGCGAGUCACACGAACCAGCUGAAAAGUUCAGCCACCACCACCGAGGUUUUCGGCAAAAUGUCCAACUUCAUAUUCCCGUCGAGACUCGUAGAACUUCACCAGAAGUCCGGGCCGCCCCGCGAGAGUCUGCUGUACGACAUCCGAAGCAACCAUUUCGUGGUCCCCUCUGGGGUCAUGAACCCGCCGUACUACGUGAGUGAGAGCACGUGGUCUAUGAACUUCGGUGGCCUCGGGAUGCUGGUCGCCAAGGACCUGGUGAACGAGUUCUUCCACGCUGUCGACGCCGGCUGGAUGGGCGAGGCCGAGCACAUUGAAUUCAAGAAGAGCGCCGACUGCGUGCUCACCGCCAUCGGCAAGAGCAGCCGCACCGGUUCGGCCGACGAAGCCGUCAUGAAGUGCGGAGGUCUCGUGAGCGACUUGCUCGCGCUGCGGCUGUCGUACACGGCUUACCACGCCUACGCGGACCCUCGAGACGAGACCACGCUGCCCGGUCUUGAGGACAAGAGUCCCGACCAAGUGUUUUUCGUGUCCGCCUUUCGGACGUUGUGCACGCAGCUGCGAGAACGCUACUACGUGCCCAUUGUGCGCGGAAAGCAGAAAGUGCCCGAGCUCGCGUACCUGGACGCUCUGAUGCGAAGCAUGAACGAGUUCACCGACGCGUUCAACUGUCCGGAUGGCAAGUACCGUCAAAACGUAGUCAGGGAGUGCCUCACGGGCGAUAAAUCAGAUUCCGCGAGCGGGAGACUGAAGUCUCGCAAGCGCGCACUGUGGAACCCACCAAACGCUUCUAUGACGUCAGUGCAAACGCCCACGGACACGACGCCGUGGAGGACAGUGUACAAACGUCGUUACAACCGAACAGUCUUUAAGCGGCCGUUGGACAGAACUGGUGACGCUGCGCUUGUUAGAAACAAGUUUUAGAUGUUAUUGACUGAAUG